This is a messenger RNA of Acipenser ruthenus (sterlet), 6266 nucleotides long. RefSeq names its product URB2 ribosome biogenesis homolog (gene urb2). The transcript is spliced from 10 exons. Lineage: Eukaryota; Metazoa; Chordata; Actinopteri; Acipenseriformes; Acipenseridae. The record is from RefSeq and is a predicted model, not a curated record. The coding region runs from base 90 to 4691 and encodes 1533 amino acids. Gene Ontology annotation, biological process: ribosome biogenesis. Gene Ontology annotation, cellular component: nucleolus.
CUAUUAGUUCUGUCUGAGGGGAAAGGUCACCAUUCAAGACAAGGAACAGAGCUGUAUAAACAGCACACGUGGAAGCGAGAGUUUUCAAUAUGGCUGCAAUUUACUCUGGCAUUCAUCUGAAGCUGAAAGGUUCAAGAACACAAUGGGAGGACAAACUCAAACUGGCUCGCUUCGCUUGGAUCUCCCAUCAGUGCUUCCUGCCCAAUAAGGAACAAGUACUACUGGACUGGGUCAGCCAUUCCCUGAUUGGCUAUUACAAUAAGAAGUUUGAACUGAGUCAGAGUGUUUUGGGGGAACUGUGGGCCUACCUGGAUGAUAUUCUGCACAGCAAGAAGCUACAGAAUCUUACCAAGGAAAGGAAAAACAUUAGCCUUCGCUUUGCAGUUGCACAGGUUAUAAAUGAACAAAUCUUAGAAUCGGUGUCACCAGAAGCCCCUGUAAAACUCUCCACGUUGUUAAGUUGCUGCCAAGGAAUUCUUUCCUCUUCUAUGCUUUCAGUUAUUUACACCACAAAGAAUGAGCUGAUGGUUGAUCUUCUGAACAAGCUUUCCCUACUGGCUUGUUCUGAGCUGAAAUCGCAAGUUGCAGUGUUGAGGCCCCAGUUGUUUGAAGUCCUACUCUUGACCUUGGACCACUACAUGCUGGUGCAGAGACAACAGACCAACCCAAACCGAAUUUUCAGACAGGUCACUGCACAACUGUUUCAGCCCUGUCUUUUGCUGAGACACCUUUUGACAACAAGAGCCUGGGCUGCAGAAGAUAACAGCACAGUCAGACAUCACCUCAGCAAAGAGAUCCGGAACAAAAUAGAUGUAUUGCUCCAUACUGGAAUCUUCCUGCCUGAUCACUUUUCAUCUUACAAACAGGAACUACUCCCAGCAAAAGAGGCUACUGGGGUGAAGAGAGGUCCAGUCACAAAGGCUCUGCUGACUCCAGUCCAUGUAAUACUGACCAAACUUUCAGAUACUGAAUUUUAUGACCCAUCACUUCAUUUUGCUGUCAAGGCCAAUUCCCUUCCUUUGCUUUACAAGAUUUCCCUGGAUUCCUACUGCAAAGGUGGAGCAAAUCAGCUUGUUGGUUUUUACAUGUUUUCCAGAUUUGUUACAUGUUUAGGCCUUUCUCAGGAGAAGGACAGUGUGGAAAUAUUUAACAAGUCUGACUGGAGUCUUGCUCUCCUUGCACUGGAGAACCUCCUAAUUUCUACUUUGAGCAGUGACAUAUACAAUGUAGCUGUGGACAGACUACAAGAUGGAGAAGCUCAAUUUCACUUUUACCGAGAUGUGGCCCAGCUGUUACUAAACCACCCGCAGCAGUCCAUACCAGCAUGGUAUAGAUGCCUGAAGGGGCUCAUUUCACUAAGUCAUUUAAUAGUUGAACCCAAUCUGGACAAACUUGUGUCCUCUGCCUGGGUAGAUGCUGACUGCAAAGAUGCUCGUGUGCAAAAAUCUCAAGACGCUCUGCUCAGUACUUUGCUUCAGACAUACACCAAGUUGAGGCAACUUCCGAGGCUCUUUGAAGAGCUUCUUUCUGUAAUUUGCAGACCAGCGGCUGAUGAGUUGAGGCAGCCUGUGUUGUCAGCUGGUCUCCUGAGGAAACUUUGUGAAUGUCUUCUUGAACUACCACCCAACCAAGUUCUGGAAAUCUGCAACAUGAUAAUAGAGAAGUGCCAGAGCUAUUUGAUCCCUGAUGUAGAUGGGAAAAAUAACAUUGCAUUGAAAUUGCUGUCGCUGAGCAUUCUAUUGCACUCUGUUAUGUUCAACAUGAAGAGCCUGGACAACACAACGCCAGUUCCAAUUGUCCAUCGUUCCCAGCGUCUCAUGGGUGGAAUGCUUGAUGAGAUCUUAAAGCCUCUGCUGUUGCUUCUCCUCAAAGGUCACUCUCUGGAAGCUUUUUGGCUGCAUAAAGUAUGUGAAGCAACUCUACUCUUCUGUUACACAUGGGUGGAAAUGAAUACAAUCUUUCAGAUUCACUGUAGCAAGUACAUUUCCCCAGUUGGCCCAGUGGAGGAGUGGGAUUGCAGGAUUCUCUUUCCCGGAAUGAGUCUAGAGGAUUGUUGUAGGAUAUCAAAUAUUACCAGUAUGUGCGGCUCAAUGAGUCAGUUGCUACUGGAACUUUUAUCUCUCCAGAAAAUGAAAAAGAUUCUUGUGCAGACGGAUUUCUCAAAAGAUGCUAAUAUUGAAGCCAGCCUACGAAAGGCAGCCAGUUAUAUUGUACAAUCUGGGAGAGGUUCUUUAUGCCAAGCAAACACUGAACUCUGGAAUAGGCAAAUAAGCAGAGUCAAUGACAGUACUUACCCUGUUGCUCACUGGUUUCUGGUAACUUCCAACCUUGCUGUGAUGAUGCCGUUUCUUUCUGAAGAGGAUCUUUCCUACAUAGCAGAUUUGGUACUGAGCACUGUGCUUCUCCAGGAUGUUUCAAUAGGGCUAGAUGACCAAGAAACAUGCCUUUCAGUCUCUACCAUUUCCAGGCAUUUGCUCAACAGUGUGCUUCUCCCAGAAAUGCCAACCUUGCAUUCUGCAUUCAUUCAGUGUUUGUUGAAGAGGUUCAUCAGUUUUCUCUGUACUUGUGAGGAAGGUGUGACAAGCCAGGUGCUCCAGUAUUUGGAGGAGAAUGAUGCCAUCUGGGAAGGAGACCAGAAAAAAAACUGCAUGUCAGAGACCAUCUGUAAAACAGAGGACGCCUCUCCAUCUUGGAAGAGAAUGGAAACUGCUGCCCAGGUGAUAUUGACUUCAGCCAAGGUUUGUUCCCAAAUGACAAUAUCAGGGAGUCAGUUUGAAAGCCUUAUGGAUUUAUUAAGCGUUAUGGGGGCUCUGAAACCUGAUGGUAUGGCCCCUGCAGACCAGUCUCGCUGUUUUCUUCUCUUGCUCUUUAUUGCUACAAACCUGAAGCCUAGCUUUGACUGUGAGGCUGUGAAAACCAUAGAGCAGUUGAAUGAAACCUAUCUUCUCCUCACCUCCCUUCAAUCUGGGAGGAAUUUUGGGUCUGUCCUGAAGGUCCUGCAUGCUAGUGACAUCCUGGAGGCAGUAAUGGCCUCUCUCUUUUCACUCUGCAGCAAGGGUCUCUCCAGCAAUAUUGAGAAUCCAGCCUGGCUACAUUUCAUUCAGACAGUGCAGAACUUUCUAAAGGGCUUAAUGCAGGUGAUAAUUGAGAGGAAAAAUAGCACCCGUCUCAACUUAGAGAAAUUCACAUCCUUUCUGUUGAAAUGUGAUGUGUCAAGAGAAAUGAAGUCAGGCCAACCACUGGAGACUUGGAGCCCAGGUGCUGGUCAGCUCCUGGUGACUGCCCUGACUACAUUGUGCCAGGUGAUUAUUUCCUGUCUAGACCAGUACAAGAAAAAUAAACAAAUGGUUGAAACUCUGACCCAUCUUCUUGAAGAGGUUGCUAUCAUAUUGGGACCUGUCCUUCAAUCUUACAUGAAGAGCAAGUACUGCAGCAGGCUGGGUCAGGCGUUCUUUGUUAACUCUGUGACGGUACUCUUAGAAGCAGAGCUGACCCGAAGGUCACACAGAACUACUGAAGGAGACGAUGCGCCAAAGGAGCAGCUUCGGUAUGCUGCCCUCUACAAGUGCUUCAGUCAACAGCUAAUGAAAGAACUCUCCUCCUCAGAGCGACCUCUGGAGUUCCUCAUGUCUGCACUCUGUUUCAUGAAAGUCUUUUGUUCAUCUGCAGUGAAAACUAGGGAUAGGGGACUGGACAAAAUCAUCAUAUCAACUGUGCUAAGCCUGAGAAAGCUACUGUCAGCUCCCUGGAUAUCUGCUAAUGAUAUCUGCAGUCUGGAAACCUAUUUGAAGAACUUAAUAGCUCAGCUGACAGCAAGCUGUACCACAGAACAGUUUUACAUCAUCAUGAAGCUGAUCGCUGAGGGCCUUGAAACCACUAACAUUUGGAAAGGCAACCACAGGGAUGUUGUGUCAGCUGUGACGUUAAUCAGGUUGCUGGUUAGCUGCCCUCUACAGGGAGACUGUGAGAAGGCCUUCUGGUUUACUGCUCCUCAGAUGAUCACUGCUUUAGUUUUUUUGAUCAAGGAGGCAAGCAAGGAGCUUGCUUUGACAUCUCUCCUCACUGUCCCUGCCCUAGAGACACUGACUGUUCUACUGCAGCAAGGGGAGGGAAUCCUCAGUAAUCCACACCAUGUGACACUGACUUUCAGUGCUCUCCUGUCUGUACCAUUGGACCGCAUACCAGUCGAGGACUACUACAGUGUAUUUCAUGCCACCCAUGAGGUCCUGUUCUCUGUAAUACAGUGUCACCCAAAAGUGAUGCUGAAGGCUGCUCCAUCCUUUUUGAACUGUUUCUACCGUCUGGUAGUUUGCGUUAUGCAUCAAGGACGGCAGAAAGGAGACGGAGAAAAAGGGUCCACAGCAGAGUUUGAAGUCAUUUUGAAGUGUGCACAAUUGGCGGAGAGGAUGUACACGCACAUUGCUUCCAAAACUGAAGAGUUCACUGUGUUUUCAUCCUUCAUUGUAGCACAAUAUGUGAACGAGCUUCAAAAGGUGACAUUGCACCCUGAAGUAAAGAAGCAUCUAACAGAGGGAAUGUACCAGAUCCUUGACCUUUGCAUCGAACAAGAUAUCAAGUUUUUGAAUACAUCUCUCCAAAUGGGAGUAAAGGAGGUCUUCAAGGAGCUUUACAGCAAUUACACUCGUUACCACAAGAGUCAGAGACAGGGAGAAGAGAAAUAUACUGCCUGAGUCCUUUUACUUUUUUCAUGAUCCUUGCCACAAAGCCAGUGGCUCAUUUUUGAUAUCCAAAGUGUGGGAAACAUAGUACAGAAUACAGGAAUUUUACAUAGAGCCUAGCAGACACAUUUAACACUUUAAGCUAGCAUAUGUAUAUAACUCAUUGUGUUGCUGUCUCAGAGUCAAAACUACACAUGUAAAAUAGAUACUUCUUAUUGAGGUUAUUGGUGUAAUGGCGACACUGGUAGCUAUUGAAUUUGUCUACAUAAACAGUAACAUAGCUUAUUAGUAAGAUUUUCCUUGAAACCUGUCAAACUAAUACUUUUUUGAUUGUUUACAUCCAUGGUUUUCCAUACUGGAUUCUUGCCAAAAAAUGUCCUUGACCUCCACAAAAGAUAAUGGUUUCCAAUGGCUAAUUUUAUGUGAAGUCUGUGCUUCAAGAGAAUGUAAUCUUGGUGGAUAUGUAAGCUUCUUGUUCCAUAUUAAACACCUCAAUAUCACAAGAAAUUGAUAUGCUUUCCAGUUGAAUGAAAUACAGUACUAUUAUUAUUUGUUUAAGUCCAGGCCUGGAAAGAGUUUAUAUGGACCCGCCCUGCCCCGCCCCGCCCCUUUAACUCCUUUGCUGUCAUUAACAAACCAACAAAAGACUACUAAGUUAGGCAAAAGACAGUUUCAAAGAAAAUGGCCAAAAGCUCCGCAUCACCUAAAAUUUUAGGAUUUAAACAUAAUUUAAUAAAAAAAAAACUAUAUGAACGUAAUUUAGGUAUUUUAUUUAACAUCAUGUAAUCAAGGAAACUACAAAGUAAGCCAUAAUAGUUGUACAGUAUUUCAUGUUUGAAAUGUCACAUUUUUCAAUUUGUCAGGUUUUUUGUUAAUGUAACAUUCAUCAGGUUUCAUUCGACUGUGAAUCAAAAUGUGUUCAUUCUAUAUGGUGAUGUAAAAUGUUUGGCCAUAGCUGUAGUAUGGCACAAAAAUAUUAAUGCUGCUACCUGAUGGUGACUCUGCUGAGAAAUCUGAAAACUGGAGGGUCUGUAUUCUUGUUUAAAGAAAUUAACAUUAUUUCAACCCUGAUGUGUUAUUCAAAUCAUGAAUCUAAUUUAAUCAACUUCUAAAUCCAUUUUAAAAUAUAAACAUCAAAUGAGAUGAAAAAAUAAGAGAUAUGAUGUAAUGCUAUGGAAUUUGUUUGUGUACACUCCCCUCUUCUUUUAAAAUGCCCGUUUUGCCAAAUCAUGUUUCACUCCAAAACAAAAUCAGAUUACGCAGUGGAAAAAUUUGUUUAUUGUGACAUGACUGAUAAUGAAAAGCGUAUGGGAGUUUGCAUUUGCAGUGGGAACAGAAUUAAUCAAAUCUGUAAUGAGAAGAUGGACACACUUCCUUUUUACGGGACCAUGAAAAAUCUCAACUGUUGGCCUGUUGUGUCUAUAGAAACCGAGGUCUUUAACUUAUUCAUUUUAUAUGUGUUUGUUGGUCCUGGGAUCACUACAUGUGGAACACAUGUGUAUAGACAAUAUGUGGGUUUUAUGUUAUUUGUUUUGUAUUUGUGUUGUAAGCUCCAUAUUUGGCAAAUAAAGUGUUUAGCAUACGGCC